AUGACGGCUCGUCCUAUCCUGAAUCGAUUCAACCUGGACAUGUCUCUUUCGCGUCACCCUCUGUCUACUGACUGCGACCAAAACAUCCCUGAAAACGGGUAUAGCCGCAGGUACUCGCCCAUCGACCAAUCCAUCUACAAUCACUUCCAGAUCAGGCAACCCAUGUCCACUCAAACACUGUCUCCAUCGGGAUUCGACUACCGCGCUCAAUGCCCUGGCUGGGGCCCGCAGUUUAGCGAGUAUAAGUUAGUAGCCCAGGUCGCCGUGUCAAACAAGAGUCCUACAAGCCAGGGCUGGGGCGGCGACGAACCAUCGACUCGUCCAUAUCUUGGUCCUCCACCGUACGGCCACAACGAAGCAACUCGAUACUCUGUCCCCGAGUACGCUGCAUCCGAACAACACUCACCACAAAUGCCAUACGAAGAAGCAGACUCCAAUGCUACCGAGGAAAUGAUUGAAACUGGCCCCGAAUCAGUCAGCCCGCCAGCAGCCAACACCAACUACGCUGACGCCGGUGCGGUCUUCCCACCCAGCAGAUGCCAGUAUAUUGAAGAGGAAGACCGCAAGGUCGGCCGCGGCCAGAGCCAACCAUGCUCACUUAACGUCGGCAAGGAGGAACACCUCCGCAAAACAAUAUCUCAUAUCUUCGGCCGCAACAAGCUCUGUACGUCCCUGAUCCCUGACGAGGGCUGGGUAUGGUGGUGCCGCAAGCACUACCAGCAGCAAAGGUACAAGCGGGAUAGUUGGGCAAAGGAACAGAUCCUAGUGCUGAAAGACACACUAGACAAACUCGAGGCCUGGGGUGGCAUCGAGACCUUCACUAUUGCUCUUCGAAAACGUGAAAAGGAUAGCAAAAAGGUAGCCACAGACGACGAGAUUCCUGCUACUCGCCGCCGCGUAGCCGGACGGCCAUCAAAGCCCGCCGCCACCACCAUCACCACCACCGCCCCGAGUCAGACCAACGAGACCCCGAAAUUCACCAAGACUGGGCGCCGCAUCUGCUCCCCCGUGAACAUCGCCUCCCCCGUCCCUCAGCAUCUGCUUCAAUAUGUAGGCGAGGAGCGCGACUUUGCGGGGGUGCGUGCUUUGCUGGAUGCGAUAGACCAGCAUAUCGAGGAAGAGUGGAAGAAUAACAACAAAGAAGUCCCCUUCCCAGAUAUCGAAAUCCUGCCGAACUUCACCAAAGAAGUUCUCCAGUCGAAGGGGAUUCCUUGUGGCGCAAUGUCUGCUAACAACCACUCGCGUCGUCGACGAGCUCGUGUGCCUGAGGAUACUUCCAAAAAACGCGCGCGUGUGCAUCGAUAUGAGCCUGACGCGAGGUUCUAA
Talaromyces proteolyticus is the source of this 1326-nucleotide messenger RNA. RefSeq lists its product as uncharacterized. NCBI's taxonomy places the organism in Eukaryota, Fungi, Ascomycota, Eurotiomycetes, Eurotiales, Trichocomaceae. The coding region runs from base 1 to 1326 and encodes 441 amino acids. The record is from RefSeq and is a predicted model, not a curated record. The transcript has a single exon.